CCGGAAGUGAUGGAGGCAACGGCCCGCCACAUCCGCGGCCGUUCUAGCGCCCGCGGUGCUCUCCGGAUGUGACAUUUGUCCGUGAGGCAGCAGUCCCUUGGCGUCAGGGUUGUCGCGUCGGAGAUAAAGUCGGAGGAGGUGAACGAAUCUCUAGAACGCGCCCGUAAGAUGGCGAGAAGGGCAGGAGCGAGUGGGGUCAAUCGAUAGCGCAGCGCUCGGCGCGAUGCCCUUUGUGCGUGCGCAGUGAAGGUGCGCCCGGAGCGAUCGAUCAGGGAGGAUUCGCGUCUCCAUUUUUCUAGGAGAGAGCGGGAGACCAAGAGAGCAGGACGAUCCGUGUCGUCUACACAAGGAUGGAUUUAUAUAUAUUUGCUUAAUGCCCAUCAGUAGAGCACAGUAAGAGCUCAGGCUCUGGGUUAGGAUCCAGGCUCUGCCAUUUACAAGCUGUUGGAUCCUGAGUGAGUUAACCUUCCUGUGCCUCCGGUUGCCCACCUCUAAAAUGGGAUAAGCUGAAGAUUGAAUGAGCUGGCAGGGAAACUACCUUCGUCUUCUCCAAGAUGUACAGAACCAAAGUGGGCUUGAAGGAUCGCCAGCAGCUCUACAAGCUGAUCAUUAGCCAGCUGCUCUAUGAUGGCUACAUCAGCAUUGCUAAUGGCCUCAUCAAUGAAAUCAAGCCUCAGUCUGUCUGUGCACCCUCAGAGCAGCUCCUGCACCUCAUCAAACUAGGAAUGGAAAACGAUGAUACUGCAGUUCAGUAUGCAAUUGGUCGGUCAGAUACAGUUGCCCCUGGCACAGGAAUUGACCUGGAGUUUGAUGCAGAUGUCCAGACUAUGUCCCCAGAGGCUUCAGAGUAUGAAACGUGCUAUGUCACAUCCCAUAAAGGACCAUGUCGUGUAGCUACCUAUAGUAGAGAUGGGCAGUUAAUUGCUACUGGAUCUGCUGACGCUUCCAUAAAAAUACUUGACACAGAAAGAAUGUUGGCCAAAAGUGCCAUGCCAAUAGAGGUCAUGAUGAAUGAGACUGCACAGCAGAACAUGGAAAACCACCCAGUGAUUCGAACUCUUUAUGACCAUGUGGAUGAAGUCACGUGUCUCGCUUUCCACCCAACAGAACAGAUCCUUGCCUCUGGUUCAAGGGACUAUACUCUUAAACUAUUUGAUUAUUCCAAACCAUCUGCAAAAAGAGCCUUCAAAUACAUUCAGGAGGCUGAAAUGUUACGCUCCAUCUCUUUUCAUCCUUCUGGAGACUUUAUACUUGUUGGAACUCAGCAUCCUACUCUUCGGCUUUAUGAUAUCAACACGUUUCAGUGCUUUGUCUCUUGUAACCCUCAAGAUCAACACACCGAUGCCAUAUGUUCUGUUAAUUACAAUCCUAGCGCCAAUAUGUAUGUCACCGGCAGCAAGGACGGCUGCAUCAAGUUGUGGGACGGCGUUUCCAACCGGUGCAUCACCACUUUUGAGAAAGCACACGACGGUGCUGAAGUCUGUUCUGCCAUUUUUUCCAAAAACUCAAAAUACAUUCUGUCAAGUGGAAAAGACUCUGUAGCUAAACUUUGGGAAAUAUCAACAGGACGAACCCUGGUCAGAUACACAGGUGCUGGCUUGAGCGGACGGCAGGUGCACCGGACGCAGGCCGUUUUCAACCACACGGAGGACUACGUGCUGCUGCCCGACGAGAGGACCAUCAGCCUCUGCUGCUGGGACUCGAGGACGGCCGAGCGCCGGAACCUGCUCUCGCUGGGCCACAACAACAUCGUGCGCUGUAUCGUGCACUCGCCCACCAACCCCGGCUUCAUGACCUGCAGCGACGACUUCAGGGCGCGGUUUUGGUACCGGAGGUCAACCACAGACUAGAGCCGCCGGCGUUAAAUAGGGUUCCUUUCUCGAGGACUCUGCCCCUCCUUCCCUUGUGUCCCGUCAUCAGCUUCAGUAGUAAGUCAUUGUACCGUCUUUGGCAGUUGUGCUGCCACCUCUGCGUCCUUCUGGGAUUUGUAUGAAAGAAUCUUUUUUU
Messenger RNA from Physeter macrocephalus (sperm whale), 2007 nucleotides. It is a transcript of the gene CSTF1, whose product is annotated as cleavage stimulation factor subunit 1. Gene Ontology annotation, molecular function: protein binding; RNA binding. The coding region runs from base 555 to 1850 and encodes 431 amino acids. Lineage: Eukaryota; Metazoa; Chordata; Mammalia; Artiodactyla; Physeteridae. Gene Ontology annotation, biological process: mRNA 3'-end processing. The record is from RefSeq and is a predicted model, not a curated record. Gene Ontology annotation, cellular component: mRNA cleavage stimulating factor complex. The transcript has 7 exons.